AUGGCCUCGGAUACCGUUGUCAGGCCGGGCAACGGGCCCGCCACGAUCGACAAUGAUGCGUCACCCUACGACGUCCCCGACCGCUACGAGGACCUCGACGAAGAAGUGGGCGGCGCGACCGGCGACACCCUCGACGACAUUCGACGCGGCGAGGCGGCACAGCAGCAGCAGCACACGCCGCCCGAGGAAAAGGCGCAAGGGACCGUCCAGGUCUCGCGCCUCGCCACGCAGCUCUACACGCUCUCCCACCUCGUCCUCUUCUCCCUCCUCGGCACCCUCGCGCGCGUCGGCCUCUCCCACCUGACGACGUACCCCGGCGCGCCCACCAUCUUCCCGACGCUGUGGGCCAACGUCGGCGGCAGCCUCGUCAUGGGCUUCCUGACCGAGGACCGCAAGCUCUUCCGGCACGAGUGGGGGGCAACGUCCACAUACGACCAGCUGCUGCGGCGGGCGCGCGCCGCCAAGACCGACAACGACGAGGAGCGUGCCUCGAUUGACCUGGCGGCGGCGAAGAGGGCGCACCUCGCGACCAAGAAGACGAUUCCUCUCUACAUUGGCGUCGCCACCGGCUUCUGCGGCAGCUUCACUAGCUUCUCCACGUUUAUCCGCGACGUCUUCCUCGCGCUGUCCAACGACAUGGUCAGCCCGGACCUGCAUGGACUGGCGGCACCGCACCGCAACGGCGGCUACUCAUUCAUGGCGCUGCUCGCCGUCGUCAUUGAGACGGUCGGCCUCUCGGUCGGUGCAUACGUGGUCGGCAUGCAUCUCGGCGCCGCGCUCGAACCGCACACGCCGUCGAUCCCCUUCCGCCUCGGCCGCGGCGUGAUCGACAAGCUCGCCGUGCUGCUCGGCUGGGGCUGCUGGCUCGGCGCCGUGCUUCUCGCCAUCUUCCCGCCGCACGAUCGCUGGCGGGGUACCGUCGUCUUUGCCCUCGUCUUUGCGCCGCUCGGCUGCCUCGCGCGCUUCUACCUCUCCAUGCUGCUCAACAGCCGACGGCCGUCUUUCCCGCUCGGCACCUUUGCGGCGAACAUGCUCGGCACGGCGGUCCUCGGCAUGGCGUGGGAUAUUGCGCACUCGACAGGCGCCGGCGGCGUGCUGGGGUGCCAGCUGCUGCAGGGCAUCGAGGACGGCUUCUGCGGGUGCCUGACGACUGUCUCCACGUGGGUGUCGGAGCUGAGCAGCCUGCGCAGAAAGAGCGCGUACAUCUAUGGUACAGUCAGCGUAGUGCUGGCUACGGUGCUAAUGAUUGUUAUUAUGGGCAGUUUGCGGUGGACGCAGGGCUUUGCGCCGCUGCAGUGCCGCCCAUGA
Molecule: messenger RNA, 1308 nt
Organism: Akanthomyces muscarius
Lineage: Eukaryota; Fungi; Ascomycota; Sordariomycetes; Hypocreales; Cordycipitaceae
Exons: 1
Coding region: 1-1308 (435 amino acids)
Biological process (GO): fluoride transmembrane transport
Cellular component (GO): membrane
Molecular function (GO): fluoride transmembrane transporter activity
Source: RefSeq, a predicted model, not a curated record